AUGCCGCCAGGAGGAACAAAAGAGAUGCUCAAGACUGAUUUACGCAGGUGUUUGAAAGAAGCAACAAUAUUAUCAACGAUGACUGUACCAACUGCUCUCGAACUACUUCAUGCGUUCUUGGAGGAAGGUCAUAGUGUCACAAUGGAUCCGACAUUUCCUAAAAAGCCGCCGAAUGCGUUUUCAAUAUUUAUGCGAAAAGCAGGACACAGCAGGUUCUCAUCGAAUGUGGGCGCAUUUUGGAAUAAUGAAUCGAAUGCAGCCGAUAAAGCAGAAGCAAGGAAGGAAGCUUUACAGUUAAUGGAAAAGUAUUUGUCAAAUUUACAUGCAUACAAAGAGGCACACCAAGAAUUAACGCUAGCACAUCUAAAUUAUGUGGAUAAUGCAAUUUCGAUUGCACAGAAAGCUAUCAGUAAAUCAAAAGGGAUAAAAGCAAAUAACAGCAGGAAAUCCAUUAAGAAGAAAGAACCGAAAACUGCCUUCGAUCUUUUUGCAAUUAGUAUGGCCAAUAAAUAUGUCGAUUUGGAACCAGAAAAACGAGAAAAGAGAUUGCGUAAGAAAUUUGAUAAACUGAGCGAAGGCGAGCGAGAAAUUUAUGAUAAUCUGGCGGCAGCACUUUAG
Molecule: messenger RNA, 618 nt
Organism: Cercopithifilaria johnstoni
Lineage: Eukaryota; Metazoa; Nematoda; Chromadorea; Rhabditida; Onchocercidae
Source: the annotation of a GenBank genome assembly